Messenger RNA from Punica granatum (pomegranate), 1282 nucleotides. The record is from RefSeq and is a predicted model, not a curated record. NCBI's taxonomy places the organism in Eukaryota, Viridiplantae, Streptophyta, Magnoliopsida, Myrtales, Lythraceae.
AAUGGCCAAUCCACUCUUCUUCGGUUCCAUACAGGCACCCACUCCGUAGGCUCUCAGUGCCGUUCUUUCAGACAAGAGAUCGAGAUCGAGAGAGAGAGAGAGACGCUGAGAUCUUGGCAAUGGCUACCCUGAAAGUGCCGCCGUCGGUCCCUUCUCCGGCCGAGGAUGCCGAGCAGCUCCACAAAGCUUUCGCAGGUUGGGGGACGAAUGAGCAUCUGAUCAUAUCCAUAUUGGCCCACCGAAAUGCUUCCCAGCGCAAGUUAAUUCGACAAGUCUAUGCUGAGACAUAUGGGGAAGAUCUACUCAAAGCUCUUGACAAAGAGCUUUCAAGCGACUUUGAGAAAACUAUUCUGCUUUGGACCCUGGAACCUGCUGAGCGCAAUGCAUAUUUGGCCAACGAGGCUACAAGGAAGUUCACUUCUAGUAACUGGGUUCUCAUGGAAAUUGCCUGCACGAGGUCUUCCCUCGAACUGUUUGCCACAAGGCAGGUGUAUCAUGCUCAGUACAAGAAAUCCCUGGAAGAAGAUGUUGCAUAUCACACAACAGGGGAUUUCCGCAAGCUUUUGGUUCCUCUUGUGAGCUCAUUCCGUUAUGAGGGACCUGAGGUGAACAUGAUGCUAGCCAAAUCAGAGGCUAAAAUUCUUCAUGAGAAAAUUUCGGAGAAGGCCUAUAGUGAUGAGGAGGUCAUAAGGAUUCUCACUACCAGAAGCAAAGCUCAGCUCAGUGCAACGUUGAAUCACUACAAUGAUCAUUUUGGAAAUGCUAUCAACAAGGAUCUGAAGGCCGAUCCCAAUGAUGAUUUCCUCAAGCUACUGAGAGCAACGACCAAAUGCCUGACCCGCCCGGAGAAGUACUUUGAGAAGUUACUGCGUCUAUCCAUCAACAAAAUGGGGACUGAUGAAAGGGCUCUGAUCCGAGUUGUCACUACCCGUGCGGAGGUCGACAUGGAACGUAUCAAGGAAGAGUACCAAAGGAGAAACACCGUCCCUCUGGAACGGGCCAUUGCAGGGGACACCUCUGGGGACUAUGAGAAGAUGCUUCUUGCUUUGAUUGGACAUGGAGAUGCUUAAGAAGUCGGGAACAAAACUUCACCUAUAAUGAGUCCUUUUGAUGGUUAAGUUAUUGUGCUUGUUGCUCGAUGGACCUGAACAAGCACAUUUAUGGUUGAGUACUUGUGUUGUUUUAUGUUGAUCAGAUUUGCAGGACCUUAUUCUGAGAUAUUAUGCGAUAAAAUAAACCGAGUAAAAGCAACCUUUUUGUUAUGGUUGUGCUCGUUCUUUAA